GAUACUGAUUCAAUGGCUAGUGACGAUGAAGAAAAUAGCCAAGCAAAUGAUUCCCAAUGUGAAGAUAGAGAUUCUUGGAACCAAAUAGAACUUAAUUUCUGUUCUAGAAAAUAAAUACUUACCACCUGGACAGAGUGAUAUUUCAAGGACUAGAAAUGGCAUGCCUACAAGACCAGAUUUAGAAUCAUAUCCCUUGCACAAGGAUGGAAAAUUCUUCCUGUCAUUUACAAAAAACUUUUAUGAAUAUGAAUGGCUCGAAUAUUCUGUAUCCAAGGAUGCAGUAUUUUGCUAUUAUUGCAAGCAUUUUCUCCAUGAUAAUGCUGACGAUCCAUUCAAUGAUGCAAUUCGAGUCAAUGGCUUUAGACAUUGGAAGAAAUGUUACGGGAAGGAUAACAAAGAAAACCGAUUGCUCAAGCAUCAAUUAAGUUCUUCCCAUUGCACAGCCGUGGUUAACUGCAACUUAUUUAAGGAGUCCCAAAAUAAAGGGAAUAUACUGAUGCAAUUAAGUAAGGAGAAAGCAACAAUAGUAAAUGAAAACAGGCAUUAUAUGCACACUUUAUGCGAAAUUCUCCUUUGAAUUGCACAGCAAAAAAUUGGCAUUAGAGAAUCUAAUGAAUUUCGUCAGUCAGACGUAACUAUAAAAAAGGAUGUCAUUGAUUAUGGACCACAUGGUGGAAAUUUUUUAUGUAUGCUGGCUUUAGUUGCAAAACAUGAUGAUAUCAUUGCGCGAAAAAUCAGGAAUGGGCCAUCCAAUUCCAAAUAUACUCACCUUUCUAUACAAAAAGCACUGUUGGGCAUUAUGGCAGAGGAGGUGCAAAAGGAAAUUUCAAAUGAAGUAAAAAAAGCAGAAUUUUUUUCAAUUUUUGCAGACGAAUGUAAAGAUUUGGGGAAAAGAGAGCAGUUAUCCAUUGCUGUGCGUUAUUUAUAUAACGAUAGCAUUUAUGAAGAAUUUCUUUCUGUGGAGGAAUUAAGCUCCUUAAAUGCUGAUUUCUUAACAGAUAAAAUAAUUAAAGUCUUUAAAAUGAACAACAUCAACUUAGAAAAAUGCAUUGGUCAAGCAUAUUACGGUGCUUCAGUGGUUUCUGGCAAACAUGCUGGAGUGGAUAAAAAGAGAUUUUGCUCCUUUAGCAAAUUAUAUUCAUUGCUUUAACCACAAAUUAAAUUUAGUAAUAGUAGAUGUAGUGCAAUCAAUCCAAUGUGUUACAGACUGCAUAUCGAUAUUACAAAAAUUAUAUUCUUUUAUAAGUUGUAGCACCAUUCAUCCACAAUGGAUAGAAAUUCAAAAUAUCAAUAAAAUGAAAAUAAUAGAACUAAAGUCCAUUUCAGAAACAAGAUGGGCAUGUCAAGCCUCUAAGCUGAAUAUAGUUUCCAAAAGAAUGAAGUGCAUUUAUGCACUUCUUUACAAAAUAAGUAAUAGUUGCUCUAACAAUUCGGACAGAAUAGUGGAUGCACGAGGAUUAAUAUAUCAAUUUAAACCAUCCUUCAUUAAGUUGAUCUUCGCAUUAAGGACGAUAUUUCAAUUAUCAAAAACAACUUCUGAUUUACUUCAAGAUCCUAAACAAGAUUAUUCAGAAACCUUAAUUCUUUUGUACACUUUAAAAGAUGAUUUAAUUAAAAUGAGAAAAAAAUCAUCAUUAAAAAAAUGUGGGACCAAGCAACACUGGUUUUUCAAGAAAUAGAGCUUGAAGAAGAUGAAAAAGGACCUAAAAAACUACCUAGUAGAAUCCCCUGCAGAGAAAGAAGAAGUCAACAAUUAUGGUGUAUAUUGCAGGACAAUUAUAACUGUCAUAGAUAAGAUUUUGGCUGAAAUAGACCACAGAUUCAGCAACAACAGCAAGUCUAUCAUAUUAGGCGUGAGGGCUCUCGUUCCUGGAUCUCCUAAUUUCCUAGAGGAGGAGGACAUCUUUGCUUUCACUCAGCUGUAUGGAGCAAAUAUUGAUGAUCUGUUGAUUGAAUUGAAAAAUAUGGAAAAGGUUAUGAAGCGAAAGAAUUCCAACAAACCUGCUAGUUUGCUGGAAUUCCAAAAAUACGUUUCAUCCGUUGCCGAAGCCUUUUUUGAACUCAAUUGCUUAUUAAUAAUUGCCUGUACUAUUCUUAUUUCAGUACUAUGCAUCUUGUCAAAAACUACUUGAGAAUUACAAUGUUAGAAAAAACUCUAAAAAGCCUAAUGAUAUUAGGAGUUUAUA
Molecule: messenger RNA, 2186 nt
Organism: Argiope bruennichi
Lineage: Eukaryota; Metazoa; Arthropoda; Arachnida; Araneae; Araneidae
Exons: 2
Coding region: 1692-2132 (146 amino acids)
Source: RefSeq, a predicted model, not a curated record